Phalacrocorax carbo (great cormorant) is the source of this 1965-nucleotide messenger RNA. The record is from RefSeq and is a predicted model, not a curated record. NCBI's taxonomy places the organism in Eukaryota, Metazoa, Chordata, Aves, Suliformes, Phalacrocoracidae.
AUGGCCAGGAGUGUGGUGCUUCUCCUCUGGGCCCAAGCCCUCGGCUUCACUGGUGCCAGGCCCAGCCAGCUCACGCUGGACCCCCCCUGGAUGCCUGUGUUCCUAUGGGAGAAGGUGACGCUGACCUGCCGGGGCUCUGGCACGCCUGGCCCUACCUCCUGGUACCGCAACACACAGUUCUGGGAACAGACAGCAUCCAGCCACAUCCACGUCUCCGAAAGCUCCUCUGGGAGCAGCAGCUACCAGUGCCGCAGCCCUGGCACUGAGCUCAGCAGCCCUGUCACCCUGAGUUUCUCAAAUGACUGGCUGGUGCUGCAGGUGCCGGUGGGGUCACUGCUGGAGGGGGACAUGCUGCCGCUGCGCUGCCGGGGCUGGAAGGGCAAGCCGAUCACCCAAGUGCAGUUCUUCCGUGAGUGGGAGGUGCUGGGGGGGCCCUCCCCGGCGCCCGAGCUGCUCCUGCCCUCCCUGCAGCUGCACCACAGCGGGCGCUACCGCUGCCAGGCCACCAUGCGCACCAUUUUCCAGGAGACAAAGGAGUCGGCGCUGGUGACAGUGAACGUGCAAGAGCUCUUCUCGGUGCCGGUGCUGCGCCUGGAGGGCCUGGCCAAGCUCCCCGAGGGAGCCCCCCUGGCCCUGCACUGCCUCAGCCACCACAGCCCCCUGCGGCCCCUCGCCCGCCUCCAGCACCUCUUCUACCGGAACAAGGUGGUGGUCGGGGGACCCCAGGGCUCCUCCCAGCUCCGGCUGCCAGCCGUGGGGCUGCUCCACUCGGGGAACUACUCCUGCGAGGUGCGGACAGAGACAUCCAGUGUGCGGAAAUACAGUGCCCUGGUCGCUGUCGUGGUGUACAGUGAGUGUGUGGGAGGGAUGGGGAUGUACCGGGGUGCUGCAGCCCUCCCCGGGUCCCCAGUUCCCUCCCCCGGGCUCUCCAUCCUUCCCUGGGAUCCCUCCAUCCCUGCCUGGGUUGCUGCAUCCCUCCCCAGCUCCCUCCAACCCUCGCUGUGGCCCACGUCCCUCCCAGCUCCUUCUGUCCCUCCCUGGGGGGUCCCGGUCUCGGGGGUGUCCCUGGCAGUGCAGCCCCCCGGGGGGCUGGUGGCAGAGGGUGACCACCUGGAGCUGGCCUGCUCGGUGGCCGCGGGGACAGGACCCCUCUCCUUCUCCUGGCACCGGCAGGGCUUGGCCGCGCCGCUGGCCACGGGCCCCCGCUACAAGCUCCGUGCCGUGCAGCAGCAGGACGGUGGCCGCUACCACUGCACAGCCACCAACGGCGGCACCACGGCCGACAGCCCGCCGCUGUGGGUCACCGUCCUGGUGCCGGUGGCCAAUGCCACCAUUGCGAUGACGAGGACAGAGCCGUCGGUGCCGGCAGGCGAGAGCCUCAACCUGAGCUGCUCGGUGCAGGCGGGCACCAUGCCGGUGACCUUCACCUGGCUGCGAGAUGGGCAGGAGCUGGGCUCGGGGCCUGUCCUCACCUUGGGGACCGUGGAGCAGGCGCACGCCGGGACCUACCAGUGCCUGGCCACCAACCGCCUCAGCACCCGCCGCAUCUUCCGGGUGUACAGCCCGGCGCUGGUCCUCUCUGUGACGCAGCCACAGUGGGGGUGGCGGCAGCAGGGCACAGCCAUGGCCGUGGGGCUCAGCAUGUCCCUGCUGCUCCUACUCCUGCUCGGUGCUGCCAUGGCCUGGCACCUCCGGCGCCGGCGCCACAGGGGUAGGUGGCCCACACCGGGCACUGGGGGCCGGGUUGGUGGUCCCAAGUGGGGUGAAAGCCCCCCACACCAGCUGGGAGGGGAUCAAUGGGGCUGUACCCCACAUCCCCCUUCUUGGCUGGGGCUGAGCCCCCAGUGCCCUUGGCUCAGGGUCCUGGGGGGUUUUGGGGGUCCUGGGGGCCCUCCCUGCUUGAAGCCCACGUCCCCCCAUCUCAUCUGGGUGUGCAGGGCCACUGGGAAGAGCCAGGGCAGGUGA